Messenger RNA from Raphanus sativus (radish), 1985 nucleotides. Its product is annotated as cryptochrome DASH, chloroplastic/mitochondrial. The transcript has 13 exons. Gene Ontology annotation, biological process: photoreactive repair. The record is from RefSeq and is a predicted model, not a curated record. The coding region runs from base 16 to 1707 and encodes 563 amino acids. NCBI's taxonomy places the organism in Eukaryota, Viridiplantae, Streptophyta, Magnoliopsida, Brassicales, Brassicaceae. Gene Ontology annotation, molecular function: FAD binding; DNA binding; DNA photolyase activity.
CAAAGCAUCCCGCGAAUGGCUGCUUCGUUCCUCUCGUCUCCUUUCUCACACCCACUUCGCAGAUUCACCCUCCACCAUCUCUCCAACAAACCCGUCUCAUCUCUGUUCCUCUGCUCCGCCGCGAAAAUGAACGGCCAUGUAUACCGUGUUCCUGCGCUCGACGAAGAAGAGAUGGCAUCCGUCGCCGGGAAAACGUUUGAGAGAUACGCAUUGCCUUCUUCAGCGAAGAGAAACGGCAAAGGAACCGCGAUUCUCUGGUUUAGAAACGAUCUUAGAGUGCUUGACAACGACGCGUUGUACAGAGCUUGGUCUUCCUCUGAUACCCUUUUGCCUGUUUACUGUCUCGAUCCUCGUCUCUUUCAAACUACUCAUUACUUCGCUUUCCCUAAAACCGGAGCUUUGAGAGGGGCUUUUCUGAUGGAGUGUUUGGCUGAUUUGAGAAAGAAUCUGAUGAGAAGAGGACUGAAUCUUCUCAUUCGGAGUGGUAAACCAGAAGACAUUCUUCCUUCUCUUGCCAAAGAUUUUGGAGCUCAUACAGUAUUGGCUCAUAAAGAAACGUGUAGCGAGGAGCUACAGGUUGAAAGGCUUGUGGAUCAGGGUUUGAAAGGGGUUGGAAAUGGAACUAAGCUUGAGUUCAUAUGGGGAAGCACAAUGUACCACAAAGAUGAUCUUCCUUUUGAUGUUCUUGAUUUGCCUGAUGUCUACACUCAGUUUCGUAAGUCGGUGGAAGCCAAGUGUAGGAUUAGAAGCUCCACUCGCAUCCCAAUUUCUCUAGGACCAACACCUUCUGUUGAUAACUGGGGAGAUGUUCCAACUCUUAGUCAACUUGGAACUGAGCUACAAGAGGUGACUAGAGGAAUGAGAUUUGUGGGUGGUGAAAGUGCUGGAGUAGGCAGAGUUUUUGAGUACUUCUGGAAGAAGGAUCUUUUGAAAGUAUACAAAGAGACGAGGAACGGAAUGUUGGGACCUGAUUACUCUACAAAAUUCUCUCCAUGGCUUGCCUUUGGAUGCAUCUCUCCUCGCUUUAUCUACGAAGAGGUUCAAAGAUAUGAAAGUGAAAGAGUAGCAAACAACUCAACAUACUGGGUGUUGUUUGAGUUAAUAUGGAGGGAUUACUUUAGGUUUCUUUCGAUCAAGUGUGGCAACUCCUUGUUCCAUCUAGGUGGUCCAAGGAAUGUGCAAGGUGAAUGGAGUCAGGAUAAGAAGCUGUUUGAGUCUUGGAGAGAUGGCAAGACCGGGUAUCCUAUUAUAGAUGCAAACAUGAAGGAGUUAUCCACUACAGGUUUCAUGUCAAAUCGUGGCCGACAGAUUGUUUGUUCGUUUCUUGUGAGGGACAUGGGGUUGGACUGGAGGAUGGGUGCGGAAUGGUUUGAGACAUGUCUAUUGGACUAUGAUCCCUGUUCUAAUUACGGAAACUGGACUUAUGGAGCAGGAGUUGGAAAUGAUCCUAGAGAAGACCGGUACUUUAGCAUUCCCAAGCAAGCACAGAACUAUGAUCCAGAAGGAGAAUACGUAGCGUUUUGGGUGCAGCAGCUGCGUCGGCUUCCAAAAGAGAAGAGGCAUUGGCCAGGGAGAUUGAUGUAUAUGGACACAGUUGUGCCGUUGAAGCAUGGUCAUGGUGGUGGUGGUGGUAAUGCUCAAACGUCAAAGUCUGGUGGUUUCAGAGGGAAUCACAGCGGGAGACGUUCAAGACACAAUGGUCCUUAGAUCAACUCCUCCUUCACCAAAGAGUUUGUAUUACAUAAGUAACAUAUUGUUACUAGAUUAAAAAAAUAAAUCAUUAUGUGAAAUGAGUAAACUGUAACUGCGCGUUUACUCAUGUAAACGGUUUGGUUACAUCUUGACUCCCAUUUGUGGGCUACUGUCUCUGGAGACUUAUGGUUUCUCUGCUAGUUUUGUAUCUUCGGGAUUCUAUGAAUCUCGCCGGUUUGUUUGUAACACAAAGAAUCAAUGAAAUCUUCAAUUUAGUGUGAAAUAAAAAAAAA